AUGGUAGAUUCGAAACAAGUUGGAACGCCUAUGUGUGCAUUCACAAAACUUGACAAAGAUGAACAAGGGGUUAUACCUCAUGGGAUUGGUGACCUUUCAAAAUUGGAGAUGCUAUACUUGAGUGAAAAUAGUUUAAGAGAUCCCCUCCCACAGGAGCUCUCCAACAUUUCAGCUCUUAGAGAAAUAUCCAUAGAAGGUAAUGGCUUUUCGGGCAUUCUUCCUUCCACUUUAGGUGUUACGUUACCCAAUCUUCAAGCGCUUUAUCUUGGGAACAACAAAUCCACUGGAAUAAUAUUGCCAACUCUUUCCAAUGCCUCUAAAUUGAAGAGUCUAGACUUGUCAGGGAAUAAAUUUAUUGGUGCAAUUCCUGAUUCUCUUGGUAACCUAAGGUUCCUAGAACUCUUAGAUCUUUCAGGAAACAAAUUUACUGUGUCUGGAGACAUGAGCUUCUUCAGUUUUAUAGGAAAUUGCAGGUAUUUGAGAUUGUUGUGGCUAGAUGAAAAUCCACUGAAUGGAAAUCUUCCAGUGUCUAUUGGAAAUCUUUCCAAAUCUCUUGAAGAAAUUCAUAUGUUUCAUUGUGGAAUUGGAGGUGAAAUUCCCAAGUCACUAGGCAACUUGAGCAACUUGGAUUACGUAAACUUAGGAAGCAAUGGCUUGACAGGAUCAAUCCCAAGUUCCAUCUCAAGUUUACUAAAUAUUCAGCGGAUAAGUUUUAGAGAUAACAAGAUACAAGGACCAAUUCCAAGCACUGAUCAAAAUGAAUCUAUCAAUGAAUCGGUUAUCUGGUGA
Messenger RNA from Coffea eugenioides, 789 nucleotides. RefSeq names its product probable leucine-rich repeat receptor-like protein kinase At1g35710. The record is from RefSeq and is a predicted model, not a curated record. Bases 1 to 789 code for a protein of 262 amino acids. Lineage: Eukaryota; Viridiplantae; Streptophyta; Magnoliopsida; Gentianales; Rubiaceae. The transcript is spliced from 3 exons. Gene Ontology annotation, molecular function: protein binding.